UUGUAUUGAUUGGAGACUCGGGCGUUGGCAAGUCAAACUUGCUCUCUCGUUUCACGCGUAAUGAAUUUAAUUUGGAAUCCAAGUCCACUAUCGGCGUUGAGUUUGCUACAAGAAGCAUUCAAGUAGAUAACAAAACCAUCAAAGCUCAAAUUUGGGAUACCGCUGGUCAGGAACGUUAUAGAGCCAUCACAAGCGCUUACUAUCGUGGUGCAGUCGGAGCCUUACUUGUCUAUGAUAUUGCCAAACAUGUGACAUACGAUAACGUUACUCGAUGGCUUAAAGAGCUGAGAGAUCAUGCUGACAGCAAUAUCGUCAUAAUGCUCGUUGGCAACAAAAGUGAUCUAAGACACCUCAGAGCAGUAACUACUGAAGAGGCAAAACAGUUUGCAG
Molecule: messenger RNA, 390 nt
Organism: Paraglomus occultum
Lineage: Eukaryota; Fungi; Glomeromycota; Glomeromycetes; Paraglomerales; Paraglomeraceae
Source: the annotation of a GenBank genome assembly